ACAUACAAUCCAAUACAAGAAAUCAUUGCAAAUGGCGUGUAUUGCGAAAGUAGGAGGUAGUAGCAGGAUCCGCCCCACUCAGGGUUCGUUUCCGGAAUUCAAGAAAGGAGUCGGGGAUAGUCAUCGCCAAGCACAGGAGGUGGCGGGACGCAAGGCCGGCGUCGUUGACUUCCCUAAGCUUUUCGUGGAAAGACCUGCGGCAGCUGAGACAUGCAGAGAGAGAUCGCUCUCCUUUGAAUCCAAGACAAAGCACCUCAACUUCGCGCAGAGAAUCGCGGACAAGGUGAUCACUGUCGUGGAGAAGGGUUUGGAGAAUCUGCAUUGGGGAGAACAUGAGCCCCUGCCAUCCACAGUAGAUCCUCAUGUGCAAUUGGAAGGCAACUUCUCCCCAGUCGAUGAAUCCCCGGCGCGGCACAAUUUGAAGGUAGAAGGCAAUCUCCCAGAUUGUUUGGAAGGCGUGUAUGUGCGCAACGGACCCAACCCCCAGAUUUUUCCAACAGGUCGUCACCAUCUGUUUGAUGGCGAUGGCAUGUUGCAUGCUGUGAGCUUCAAUCAAGGGUUGGUCAGCUACGCCUGCCGGUACACGCGCACAUAUCGGUUCAUGGAGGAGGAGAAGCAUGGGCGAGCAUUCUUUCCGAAGCCAAUUGGAGAGCUGCACGGAUAUGGCGGUGUGGCGAGGUUGAUGGUGUACUGGGCUCGGUCCCUGUUUGGAAUAUUGGAUGCAUCGCAAGGGAUGGGAAUGGCAAAUGCAGGGCUAGUGUACUUCAACAAGCGGUUGCUCGCGAUUUCCGAGGAUGACCUUCCCGUCGAAGUGCGCAUCACGGAAGACAAUGACAUAGUGACGGUGGGACGGUACGAUUUCCAUGGGCAGCUCACACAUUCCAUGAUCGCGCACCCCAAGAUUGAUCCACACACAGGAGAGCUCUUUAGCCUUAGUUACAACGUAUUGUCGGCGCCGUACUUGAAAUACUUGAUAUUCUCAGCGGAUGGCGAAAAGAAGGCCGAGGUACCAGUUACAUUAGACGAGGCAGCCAUGACGCAUGAUUUUGCAAUCACGGAGAACUUUGUGGUAAUCCCCGACCAAGAGAUAGUUUUCCGUCUGAAAGAGAUGCUGACGGGCGGUUCGCCUGUUGUUCUAGACCCGAAGAAGACCCCUCGGUUUGGCGUGAUGCCCAAGUACUCAACCUCGGAGGAGGAGUUACAGUGGAUUGACGUGCCUGGCUGUUUUUUCUUUCACUUGUAUAACGCGUGGGAGGACGGCGACGAGGUGGUUGUCAUUGGCUCGUCCAUGACUCCCGCCGACAUCAUUUUCAAGACUUCGGAGGUUCCGCGCGCUAUUUUGACCGAGGUGCGGCUCAACCGCCGCAUGGCGACCUCCACGAAACGCGAGCUCGCUGACUUGAACUUAGAAGUGGGGAAAAUGAAUCCCCAAUUCGUUGGCGUAAAGACCCAAUUCAUAUACCUCGCCAUUGUUGAACCAUGGCCGAAGGUGUCGGGUAUUGCCAAGGUGGAUUUGCAAUCGGGUCAGGUGGUGGCUCGCCAUGACUACGGCACGGAUCGUUACGGUGGUGAGCCCGUGUUCGUACCACGGACCUCGGAUUCUAACGCCGCUGAAGAUGAUGGAUUUUUGCUUGCGUUUUGCCACAAUGAAGCCUCUGGAGAAUCGGAGCUGCUCGUUCUCGAUGCAGCCACCCCCUCGCUGGAGCCAGUGGCGUCAGUCAAGCUGCCCUCCCGAGUCCCCUAUGGAUUCCAUGGAGCGUUCAUCCCUGCGGCUGAUUUGUUGCACUAAAAUUUUUUGUAACUCUUUUUUGUGCGUUCGUUGUAUUGCUUGAGGACUGGUUCUGGAUUUUCAUCCUUUUGUGCAUAUUUUAGGUUUUUUUCAGUCUUCGCUUGUACAUUACCCGAUACAAAGCAGGAACCUUACAAGUUUGUGUAUCUUCCCUUCCCUGUGUUCCAUCCUCAUGAGCCUGUGCUCGUCCAUUUGAGGUCCCACUCACCUCGUCGCUGGGGCAAGCCUAUCUUCCAAGAUAGCUUUGUGCUGUUUUUUAUGGACGGCGCUUGCAUGAGAAUGUUUUCUGGGAUCCGCAGACCUAGUGAAAAUGCAACAACCAAAUGUAGCAACUCAUUAUUCAGCAUUUAUAAAAAUUCAAUUUUUUUGCGCUGCCA
Molecule: messenger RNA, 2166 nt
Organism: Physcomitrium patens
Lineage: Eukaryota; Viridiplantae; Streptophyta; Bryopsida; Funariales; Funariaceae
Product: 9-cis-epoxycarotenoid dioxygenase NCED3, chloroplastic
Biological process (GO): carotene catabolic process
Cellular component (GO): chloroplast stroma
Molecular function (GO): carotenoid dioxygenase activity
Source: RefSeq, a predicted model, not a curated record